AUCCUCCAUUUGAAUGCCCCGGCCGCACCUGACGAUUUGAUCCGCCAGCAUAGCCGGUCUUUGGAAGACGACUCGUCUUUCCCUCCAGAUCAAAAUAUCCCCAUUCAGGAGCAUGAACCCAGUGGAAAGAGUAAAAAGAAGAAUAAAAAAAAGGCCACCAAGGCCGCCAAAGCAGUAACGGCUUCACCGCCGGAUGAUAUGUAUGUGUCCAUGAUGCACUCUCGUUCCGUUGGACCGAUCUCUUGGAACCAGCUAACUAACUUGGCAUUCAGAACACUUGCAUCGGUGCAUGCAUCUGUACCUGCAUCGGCACCUCCACCGACAGAGCCUCCAUCAUGCCCUGAUCCGUUACUGGAAGAUGAUGUUUCCCCGGACGAUCACCAUGAUCCUGACGAAGGUCAGGCUCGUCCCCUUCGCACCGACACUUGGGCUCAGUCUAUACCUUAUGGAAAGAGCCCUCCCCCUGAUUUGAUUGACGGAGACCUUCCCCAGGACUCGCCACUUAGCUUUCCUACGAUUCAGGAAAGAGGCGGCUUCAGUCAAGCGUCCUCGGCAUCUCCUCCGACUCGAAUUCGACCCUUCAGCUAUGGAGGUGGAUUUCGAAGCAGUAUACAGUCUAGACAGCAAUCAGUAGACCGGCGAAAGAGCCAUUCUUAUGGAAGUCCAAUGAGCAACUUGGCUCCGCCGCCUCAUAUGCCACAACCCCAUUUCUACGCUGUACCCGACUUCGAUCUCCCAACGCAAAACCGCACUACUACAGAGGGUGCUUACUCAUUCUGCGCUUUUGAUACCCUCCCAAGUGUGUCAUCUAAAGCACCACGUGCAGGUAUGAACGUACUGGUGGUAGGAACUGACGGUGGUGUAGAAGUACACGCCGUUGAGGACCGCCAAAUCCGUCUGAUCGGACAAAUCAACGGCCUCAACGGUCGAAUUAUUGAAGCAAAGAUUCUACCGGGCCACUCAUCCAUUGAUCUACAUGCGUCAUCCCAGCCCCAUGUGGCUGUGAUCGUCCAUGGACCACUCCCACGGAGCGAGGAAGGUCCUGUUUCCUCUGCUGCGUCUGAGAUCAAUGAUGCUCCGCCUUCAAUGGCACGGGGCCUCUCCCAUGAUAGACGCUCAGCCAAAGACGAGAAAUCAUUAUACCAGACCCGAGUUGAGGUUUAUUCCCUGCGAGCUGGUGAUCACCUUGCAACGUUAUUUGCAGGUAAACCGGUGCCGGCAUCAGAGAACCUCCCAGGUCUUCCAUCGUUGGCACCACCACCUGUAGGUAGUUUGAAGCUAUUCAGCAGCGGGAACUAUGUCAUUGUUGCCUCCGGAAUCAGCGGUGAGGUUUACAUUUUCAAACAUUCUGCCUCUGGAGCAUAUCAGUGCCUGGGCAAGACUUGGACUAAUGUUCAGACCGGAGAAGCUCGUCGUUACUCCACGUCCUCGAGCUCUACGGAUCCGGAUGGAUCUCACCAUGACCAUCCCCGUAUCUCCAUGUCCGAGAGACCCAUUUUGGCUGUGCAUGGAAGAUGGUUGGCGAUGGUCCCCCCGGCCUCGUCUUACCGUCCAUCGAUUCACGGAACCGUUCCUCCAAGUUUGCUGCAUGGCAAAGUCCAUGGGAUGGAGACUCGUAGCCCACCAACCAUACCGUCAGUCAACUGUGCGACUGACGUUGGCGAAGGGGAGAGUAUCUUUGACAAAUUUGCCAGAGGUGUCACACAGGAGCUGGUCAAAGGUGCCCGCUGGAUGGGCGAUCAGGGCCUCCAAGCGUGGAACAACUACUGGAACCAUUAUCAAGGCAUUGGUACGCCUCCCCAACGACUUGUACGAAGCCCAGACACCCAGGCGCAGGGCUAUGGUCUUUUCCCGCCUACCCAUGCCCAGGACACCCAAACAACCUCGACCCAUGAGCCUGACGCAGUUUCCAUUCUUGACUUGAAGAGAUUUGACGACGGCAUAGAUGCGAAGGCUGCUCCUUUCCACCCUGUGGCGACUUUUCAGGUUCCCAAUGGCUGCAGUUUCCUUUCGCUGUCUCCAAAUGGUUUGAUGCUCUUCACAGCCAGUAAGAAAGGCGAUGUUCAAUACGUCUGGGACUUGAUGCAAUUGAAACAUUGCCGAGCAAUGGCUUUCAUGGCUGAAGACCAGGCUGGCCAAAGCCCGAAUGUGCGGCAGGUUGCACGAUACGCCCGGUUGACCACGUCCAGUAUAAUUGACGUCAUCUGGACUUCUCCCGUCGGGGAUAGACUGGCCAUCAUCACUCGCAAAGGCACAGUCCAUGUAUUUGAUCUGCCUCGAAGCGCAUUCCAGUGGCCUCCUUUCCGACGGGCUCGUCCUGCUGGGAAGAAGUCACCUAAUAUUGACCCAGUGGGAGAUGAUCUGGCCGGCCAAGGAGCCACCGCCAAUCCAUUGUCGGCGGCGAUGAAUUUUGUCGGAGGCAAGACGCAGCCGUUCUUCUCUGCUGUCAAAGGUCGUGUGCCGUCGUCUGGUACUGCAUUUCCAAAUAUGACUACAUUUGCAUUGCCAACUGCGGCGAGCAUCAAGGGUGGCAAGGUUGUGGCGGCAGGGCUGAGCAAAUCCAUGGGUGCAGCGGCUACAGGUACCGUUCGUACGCUUCGGCAUGUUGGAGAGAAUCGACUUCACCUGUCUGGCCUUUCCCGUGAUCCAGCUCCUUCUCGCGUCAUGUGGAUCUGCAGCAAAGGCCUCGUCUUCCUUGGCGUGGUGGAUGAUGGACACUUCAAAAUGUACCGCUUGAAGCAAAGCGCGAACACUCACAAAAACCGCCAGUUUCAUUCUGUGAUAGGUGGUAAAGAGAGUCAGUUCAAGCUCCCGGCCAAUUUUCACAAUGUUUGUGGGCCGGCACCUCUCCUGACAUAUGACCCGGAGCAGGUAGUCCAGGCGUUUUUGCUCUUGCCGUCUGCCAGCUCGCAGCCAUCUAACGCAGGGAAGGCUCUCUGCCAGCCGCUCUCACAGGCGGAGAUUGAGACGAACACACCAUACCAGCCUUUCCAUAGCGACCAGCGUGUGGGUCUUCACGUUUUUACUUCCGAGGCUACCGAUCCAACCGUGCUGGCUUCUCAUGAACAGUGGGUCUUUGGCAAUGACAUCCCGACGACCAAAGUACACGUCAGAUCGUAUAGCAACAGUACUGAUUGUCAGGAUGACGAUGAGGACGAAAUGGGCGCUAUCCACGGCCACUCCUUUGGUGCGGGUGGCGAUAUGGAAAACCUCAUCACUCUCGGUAACAGCACCGGUAACGUCGAGGAAGUGGUGAUCACCACUCGACGCAAGAAGAAGCAUUCCAUUCCACUCAAGGACGAUGGGUUCUUCGAAGAUGACUGCGAAGUCCUGGACUUUGCACGAGAUCGUGUCUAA
Messenger RNA from Penicillium maclennaniae, 3357 nucleotides. RefSeq lists its product as uncharacterized. The transcript is spliced from 2 exons. Gene Ontology annotation, biological process: response to starvation; autophagy. Gene Ontology annotation, molecular function: protein binding. Lineage: Eukaryota; Fungi; Ascomycota; Eurotiomycetes; Eurotiales; Aspergillaceae. The annotation marks the transcript as partial. Gene Ontology annotation, cellular component: cytoplasm. The record is from RefSeq and is a predicted model, not a curated record.